AUGAACUACGGACUGAUCUAUUGCAAUACAGUACACGAUCCACCUCUCAUUAAAUCCUCUGUAAAGUGGUUUGGCAAGCAUGAAUACCUUGCCGUGCUCGCCACCCAGCACGGGCGCGCUUGGAAGGAGAUCUACGAAUCCAAGGAUUGGUACACCAUCCUCGUUCCUCCCAAACCCUCCACCCCACCCCGCGGAUUGCGCAGGCGCCGUAUGGCGCCUGGGGCUCUCAAAGAACCAUCUCCCGGCCUUGAAUACGAUUUGGAGGAAUUGCCAGCAUCGAGAGCAAAUGCGAGCCGUGCCAACAGUCCAGAGCGAACAACCGAUCUUCCUGCUGGAAGCCAAGCGACAAGGACACGCGCAGGACGUUCCAAGCCCAAGGCUGCAACGCAAAGACCUGCUCCAUCAGCACAACAAGAUUUGCCUAACGCACGCAUCUUGACCAUGUCUCCCGAGCGAGACUUAACUCCACUUUCAGAUGUCAUCGAUCUCUCGCCCGACAUGUCUGUUGCGCCCUCGCGUAGAAAGCGUAAUGCCAACCCUUCAUCGCGAUAUCGAGAUGCCUCAUCGUCUGGUAUGGAGAUCUCUCCAGCCCUUGUGGAAGCAUCCCUUCUCCUCGCCCCUGCCGUAAUUCCAGCCAGCCAAACCCACACGCAUACCCGAACCCGCUCGACCUCCACCGAUUCCAGCUCUGCUGAUACCGUUGUCCAACCUACCACCUCCCGCAGCAGCUCAGUACUGUCCGGCCUUACCAUCGUCAGCACAGGGGAAGCUACCUCUGUCGGAAAGCGCAAAGCGGAUGUGAUCGAAGAGCCUGGCGAUGAGGAAGGAGGCUCCAAUAACGCAGAACAGAGCGACUUAGAGGAAGAGGUCGCCGUUACUCGAUCCAGAGCGGCGCGAAACAAGAAGCAAGUAAAGCAUACCCCGGCUGACGCUGUCGCUACCAAGGGGAAGGCUACCAAAGCCUCACAACCUGGCAAGAAGCGAGCACGAAAGGCCUAG
Messenger RNA from Coprinopsis cinerea okayama7#130, 999 nucleotides. RefSeq lists its product as hypothetical. The transcript has a single exon. The record is from RefSeq and is a predicted model, not a curated record. The coding region runs from base 1 to 999 and encodes 332 amino acids. Lineage: Eukaryota; Fungi; Basidiomycota; Agaricomycetes; Agaricales; Psathyrellaceae.